UUUAGACUAUUUAAAAGAUUGUUAUCGGACAAUAUUUAGUGUCAAUAAUUAGAAGAAUUAAACAAAAAGAAUAGUUGUUUAAAUAAAUAAUACUAGUUUUUUUCAUUGUGCAAAAAUGGCGCGUGUGCUUGUAGGUGUAAAAAGAGUAAUUGAUUAUGCAGUGAAGAUUCGUGUCAAACCGGAUAAAUCCGGGGUAAUUACAGAUGGUAUUAAACAUUCAAUGAAUCCUUUCGAUGAGAUAGCUGUAGAAGAAGCAGUCAGAAUGAAGGAAAAGAAAAUAGCUCAGGAAAUAAUAGCAGUUAGUUGUGGACCAAUGCAAUCGCAGGAUACAAUCAGGACUGCACUUGCUAUGGGUGUGGAUCGUGGAAUUCAUGUAGAAAUAUCUGGUCCUGAAUAUCAGACAUUGCAGCCUGUUCAUGUCUCAAAGAUACUAGCCAAAUUGGCACAAGAUGAAAAAGUGGAUUUGGUGAUACUUGGUAAACAAGCCAUAGACGAUGAUAACAAUCAAACCGCACAAAUGACUGCUGGCGUCUUGGAUUGGCCGUCUGGCACUUUCUGCAGCAAGAUUGAAAACAAUAAUGGCGAAUUGACUAUUACACGCGAGAUUGAUGGUGGAUUAGAAAUCAUCAAGAUGAAAACUCCAGCAGUGCUCAGUGCCGAUCUUCGUCUGAAUGAACCACGAUACGCGACUUUGCCAAAUAUUAUGAAAGCCAAGAAAAAACCCAUUAAGAAGAUUACUCCGAAAGAUCUUGGAGUAGAUGUGACAUCGAGAAUUGAAAUACUGUCUGUAGAAGACCCACCAGUUAGGCAGGCUGGUGCUAUAGUACCAGACGUGGAUACCUUGAUAGCCAAAUUAAAAGAAAGUGGCCACGUUUAGCUAAGUCAGGAUAAUUGUAAAAAGAACAAAAAUCAUCUUGUAACUUUUAUAUUUUGAUAACUUGUUUUGUAUAUAGUAUAAUGCUUUUGUACAUCAUCAGAAAUUGUAUAUGAUAUAUAUUUCAAUAUAAAUUUGUACCGCAAUGCGCGUGUGCGCUUAUAGGGAAAAAAGAAAUUUAAAUAUAAUUAGGUAUACAUAUUUAAUAAAAUACUGUCUAUAUAUACACGA
Molecule: messenger RNA, 1105 nt
Organism: Acromyrmex echinatior (Panamanian leafcutter ant)
Lineage: Eukaryota; Metazoa; Arthropoda; Insecta; Hymenoptera; Formicidae
Gene: Etfb
Product: Electron transfer flavoprotein beta subunit
Biological process (GO): fatty acid beta-oxidation using acyl-CoA dehydrogenase; amino acid catabolic process
Cellular component (GO): mitochondrion
Molecular function (GO): electron transfer activity
Source: RefSeq, a predicted model, not a curated record